CACGGGCUGGGAUUUUAAACCACUUUUGCGUGAAUCCAAACACAGGAUUGGAAUAAUGAUAUAGCCGAGAAAUUGUUAUAGGCCAGUAAUUUGACUGCGUAUUCCUCAAGACACUUGAGAUCGGUUGGCACUAUGCGGACCUACCUGGGAGUGUUCGUGCUGGUAUUGGUCUCAGGUGAUGAUACGACAAUUCUCGGUGUCUUAGAAGACAGUGUCCUUCUGCCGUGCACCUGCUUAGAGUUGGACAAGGAGUUUAAGUUUAAGUGGCAGAUGGAAGAACCAAACCCGAUGCUGAUAUACAAGCACAACAAGACCCUUUCCAAUAGAUUCAAGGACAGGGUCAAAAUAUUUCUGACCGAGAACAACGAUAACUGCUCUGUCCUCCUCACCAAUAUCACAGCGGAGGACCAGGGGAGAUACAAAUGCAUUUUUCGCCGUGGAGAUACAUACCAGAAAUCCAAUAUAUAUCUAAAUGUUUCUGCGAGCUUCAUUCUUUGUCAGACCAAAAACAGCCUGAGUGGAGGAGGUGUGAAGGUAUUCCAGUGUAACGUGACAGGGCGCUACAGAGAGGCUCGGAUUCAGUGGACUUUGCAUGGACGGCCUCUCACAGAUUUAACCGAAACUAGAAUAACCCACACAAACAACACAGAUGCUCUGGAUGGACUCUAUCAUUUCAACAGCACACUCAGCACUAGGCUCAACUGGACCUCAGAACCUAGAUGUGACGUCAAGGCCAACAACAUAUCAACGUUGUUAAGCUCUGGCUGUGGAGUAAGGACGGAAAAAAUUGUAGGAAAUUCAAACCGCCUGCAGCAAGUAAGAGUCUGGUUAAAAAUCAUCCACGUGAUGAUGUUUGGACUGACCCUACUCUUGUUGUUGUUGUUUUCAAAGAGGUCGCCGAGCACACAAGAAGUGAAUACCAACAACCUCUGAACACAACAAACCCCAAUGCCACAAAGUAGGCUUACAUACCACUUACAACAUGUGGUUACUUCUGAAUGUGGCAUCAUGCCCACUCAGAUACUGUCCACAGACAGGUUUCAACCUGUGCUCAUGCCACUGAGGGAGUGCUGCGCCUCUGUAAAGGACGUCCACCUUCAGCUGUCAUGGAUGUUUGCAGGGAAGUCUUUAUAAUUAUUCCCUUCAAACUCAAGGACUGUAAGAGGAGAUUGCCCGUGAUGCAUUUAAAUGUAAUCGGUCAUCACAAAAUCAUCACGCAACCAAAAUAGAUUGCUGGAAGUGUGCACUCUUGUGGAUUAUGUAGCAGGUAACAGUGAUGUGAUUCAUAUUGAUAUCAGUCGCCUGCAUUAUUUGGACAGCUGCAUUGUUGACAUGGUAAACAUUUUUGAAAUGCAAGAGAAUUUUUUUUUUGAUUCCAUAUCCUUCAUUAAAGAAAAACAGCAUGAAACAGCCAUUGAAUCUACUUUGGUGGUUAUGCUGUACUGUAACUGCCACGAUGUGAGAAAAGAAAAAUAAUGACAGAGAGAUGUUUACUGUGGAGAUUUUAGAUCUGAUUUUAAAACACUUCCACCAUUAUGUAAAAUAGGAUUCCUGGGGUCAUUGUGUGACCAUGAGGGUGAUAUUUUAUAGCACAAUGCUUAUAGUCUGCACUAUGCUUUGUGUAUUAUGUUUACUGUUUUUUUAUCCCAAAAUUAAAUGGACAAGCUAUUUCUUUUCUUACAAUAGGUUGUGUUCAAAUGGAGCGUGUCCUUCUGCCUUUGUGAUAUCGUUACACUGAAUGUUGUUGCUUUGCCAGAUUUGUUUUUACUUUAUAUAAAUAAACGGGUUACAGUCAUUAGACGCCAACCAUCUAUGCCUGUUAAUGAUCCCAAACAGAACAAUUAAACAGACAGAGACUUUUCCCUUUUCCAGUCUAAAUAGAUGUUGUUGAAACAUAUUGCUGGUCCCAAUGGCCAUUCCACCAUUGGUCCCCUGAUCUGGGUUUGUUCAGAAGCUUUCCUUAUAGCUGAAAACAGGAGAGCCCAUCCAAUCUGAAGAAAAAGAGGGUCAAGGUCAAAAACAAAGUCUAAAAUAAAAGAAAGCGUUGCUGGGUUAGAAUACCAGAACAACCCACCCACACCCCAGUUCAGCCCGUGUAUCCUUUUGUACCUUUUCCUUGAUAAAGUUGUGUAUCCUCUCA
Molecule: messenger RNA, 2140 nt
Organism: Pseudoliparis swirei
Lineage: Eukaryota; Metazoa; Chordata; Actinopteri; Perciformes; Liparidae
Product: butyrophilin subfamily 3 member A2
Exons: 5
Coding region: 133-933 (266 amino acids)
Biological process (GO): T cell costimulation; cellular response to lipopolysaccharide; negative regulation of T cell proliferation
Cellular component (GO): external side of plasma membrane
Source: RefSeq, a predicted model, not a curated record